Molecule: messenger RNA, 3235 nt
Organism: Hipposideros armiger (great roundleaf bat)
Lineage: Eukaryota; Metazoa; Chordata; Mammalia; Chiroptera; Hipposideridae
Gene: SGSH
Product: N-sulfoglucosamine sulfohydrolase
Exons: 7
Coding region: 1194-2432 (412 amino acids)
Biological process (GO): glycosaminoglycan catabolic process; heparan sulfate proteoglycan catabolic process
Molecular function (GO): N-sulfoglucosamine sulfohydrolase activity
Source: RefSeq, a predicted model, not a curated record
CGCUCCCGCCAGCCCGCCGCCACCCCGGGCGCCGUCGUCACGGCCGCCUGUUGUCGCCCCCGGAGCAGCUGCUCGCCCUUCGCCAGCAGCGAUCAGUACCGACCCCGGCCCUGAAGCCCGCCCUGCCUCCCGUCGCUGCUGCCCGCAGACGCUUCGUUGGCGGCUCCUCGGAGAGGAAGGCAGGGCGUUCUCGCCCACCGUGGGGACUGCAGGGGUGGGCUCCACCGUUCAGCACCCCACUGCCGCAGCAGGCCCUGACCCUGCACCCCCUUGCGUGCCCAGUGCCCCAGGGCUAACCCUGCGGGCCCCCAGCUCGGAAGGCAGGGCGCUUUCCAAGACUCGGAUCCACAGAUCCUAGACGGGAUCAGCCCGAAAACGGGGGGCUGGUGCCCAAGUCCCCAGAGGCCAGCCAGAGUGCCCUGGGGUUCUCAUCUCCUCCCCUAGGUUUUCAGAUCCCCAGAGCUCUGUGGGUCGGCUCUCCACCCCGCCACCCCGCACUACCCGCCCGCCCUCUUCCCCAACCCCGUCCCCUCCCAGAAACCCCAAGUUCCCCCAGCACCCUGUUGUUCACAAGACUUCCCGCUUGAGUGACCAGCCAGGCUGUCACAAGGCAACCGGGUCGUUUCCUCUUUUGAGGUCUGGCCCUGUGCCAGGGUCACGUUUUCUGAUUAACUUUGUGGUCUCUGGCCAGGCCCUUCAGCUAAUUGCAACGUGCACACUCCUCUGAGGGAGCCCCCGUCACCUCCUCCUCGCCCGGGGACACUGGGGGAGAGUCUGCACGGGGACCCACCUCUUUGUGCAGUGUCUGCUGAGCCCAGCACUGCCCAGGCCGCCGGCCCGAGCACCCUGCCCACCAGGGCAUCGUGCCUGCCUGCUCAGUGCUCACCCGGUUCCAUACCUGACUGUCGGCGUUCCCACUCGGGCAUCAUGCCUGCUGCCGCUUUUGCCCACCUGGCCCAUCUGGCCAUCAUGCCCUCCCGGGUAGCACGACUGGGCGCCACUGGCCCCGGCCACUGCGGCAGUCCCCAGGUCCCCCUUCCCACACGUGGCUCCUGAGCCCAGCCCACCAUGCCCUCUGCGUCUCCCACCUUCCUCAGCCGACGACGGAGGCUUUGAGAGCGGCGCCUACAACAACAGCGCCAUCGCCACCCCUCACCUGGACGCGUUGGCCCGCCGCAGCCUGACCUUCCGCAAUGCCUUCACCUCUGUCAGCAGCUGCUCUCCCAGCCGCGCCAGCCUCCUCACGGGACUGCCACAGCAUCAGAACGGGAUGUACGGCCUGCACCAGGAUGUCCACCACUACAACUCCUUCGACCGCGUGCAGAGCCUGCCACUGCUGCUCGGCCGAGCAGGCGUUCGCACAGGUGGGGCGGAACAUCACGAGAAUUAAGCUGCUUGUCCGCAAGUUCCUGCAGACUCAGGAUGACAGGCCUUUCUUUCUCUACGUCGCCUUCCAUGACCCCCACCGCUGCGGACACUCCCAGCCCCAGUACGGGACCUUCUGUGAGAAGUUUGGCAACGGGGACAGCGGCAUGGGGCGGAUCCCAGACUGGACCCCCCAGACCUAUGACCCACAGGAUGUGCUGGUGCCUUACUUCGUCCCUGACACUCCAGCAGCCCGAGCCGACCUGGCUGCUCAGUACACCACCAUCGGCCGGAUGGACCAAGGGAUUGGCCUCGUGCUCCAGGAGCUGCGUGGGGCAGGCGUCCUGAACGACACCCUCGUGAUCUUCACUUCGGACAAUGGGAUCCCCUUCCCCAGCGGCAGGACCAACCUGUACUGGCCGGGCACUGCUGAGCCCUUGCUGGUGUCGUCCCCAGAGCACCCGCAGCGCUGGGGCCAGGUCAGCGAGGCCUACGUGAGCCUCCUAGAUCUCACGCCCACCAUCUUGGAUUGGCUCUCCAUCCCCUACCCCCACUACGCCAUCUUUGGCUCGAAGACCGUCCAGCUCACGGGCCGGUCCCUCCUGCCAGCGCUGGAGGCGGAGCCGCUGUGGACCACCGUCUUUGGCAGCCAGAGCCACCACGAGGUCACCAUGGCCUACCCCAUGCGCUCCGUGCACCACCGGCACCUCCGCUUGGUGCACAACCUCCACUUUAAGAUGCCGUUCCCCAUCGACCAGGACUUCUACGUCUCGCCCACUUUCCAGGACCUGCUGAACCGCACCACGGCCGGCCAGCCCACGGGCUGGUACAAGGACCUCCACCACUACUACUACCGGGAGCGCUGGGAGCUCUACGACCGGAGCCGGGACCCCCACGAGACCCAGAACCUGGCUGCCGACCCACGCUACGCCCAGGUUCUGGACAUGCUCCGGACCCAGCUGGCCAAGUGGCAGUGGGAGACCCAUGACCCCUGGGUGUGUGCUCCCGAUGGGGUCCUGGAGGAGAAGCUCUGGCCCCAGUGCCGGCCGCUCCACAACGAGCUGUGAGGCCCGGGGCAGUGACCACAGCCCCUCCUCUGAGUCCCAUAUGCGGGCUCUCCCUGAUGCUGGUGCCCUGCCUGCCUCUGCCUCUGUACAGGGCUGUGUCCCAGCCUCCCAACCCAUGGUAGGGGACACUGCUGUCCUGUGUGCCAACACAGGAAUUCCAGGGGGACCUUGGGACACGGUGGGAUCCCCAGCCCAUGACAGGUAAGGGUGGUCUAGGCAAGGGGGGGGGUCUUGUUUCCUGGGUUGGGUUGGGGGCCUGCAAAUAGAAAGGCUGGGACCCGGGACUUGAGACCCUCUUCAUUCUUUGGAACUCACAGAUGUCCCCAUGCCCGCCCCCGAGAGGAGACGGGCCUCCAGGUGCCACGUGGGUGGUGGGUGGGAACACAGCAUCUGGCUUUGGUUAACCUCUGGUCUGGAGGAAACCUUGGAACAGCCCACGGUCAAGUUCCCGACCCCAGGCAGGGUUCCACUAGGCCACCGAUUGCAGGCAGGCUCAGGUAACAAGUUUGAUCCCCGUGUGUUGGGCACAACGCAUGCUUUCUGAACAUCUAAGGAUGAAGCGCCCCCAACCUCAGGCUGCGCUUGUUCUGUUUGGAGGAACAGACCCCCCCCCUCCUUCGCCUGCCACUGGGCAGAAGCUCUGUCUGGGAAAACCCAGUAAGGGGACCUGCUCCCUCUAGUGGGUGGGCUCCCCCCGUCACCCUCCCCCACCAACUCCAUCCUGGGGGCAUGCGGAGAGCCACAGGCCGGAACACUGUAAAAGCUGCUUAUUUUAGUAAAAUGGACCAAAGUCUAUUUCUGAA